AUGCCGCGCCCAAAGAAACCCGACCAGGAUGGGAAAGAGGUCAAGAAGCGCUCUAGGAAUGGUUGCUGGCCCUGCAAGUCGAGGAAGGUCAAAUGUGGUGAGGAGAAGCCGACCUGCGCCAACUGUCAGCGACAAGGCGAAACCUGCGACUACAGUAUUCGAUUGAACUGGGAUGGUCGGAACAAAAAGAAAGAGGAAGGAAAUGCAAAGCCCGGCGCACAGAUCCUGUCGUUCGGCACUCCUCAACCACCCUCGAAUGGAUACACCAACGGCGGCCUCGACCAGAGUCCCAACAUCAACGACCAGAUGUUAGGCCCUCCAGUCACUAUCCAGGUUCCCGACUAUCCAGUCGAUCAAUCUUCCGCAGAAUCUGGCUUGCCUUCGAUUAAUCAUUUCUCCAACAAUCUCUCUGUCCCGGCGACGACUGACUUCAACCCUGCCAUCCUUCCUCCUCCGCCGAUGCUGAGAACUCCCCAGUGGGGUGACAGCGCCAAUGUGAAUCCUUCCUCUGUUGCCGACCCUGCUCUCAUCCCGCCCUCUGUACGACACCCGCUAUCUCUGCCACCCUAUCCUUCUCCGCAAGAAUCUGGCUUUGGCAGUCCGAACCUCGGCAAUGGAAUGAACAAUUUCAAUGGUUAUUCCAUGCAGAUGCCUCCGCCUAUGCACACGUCUAAUCCAAUGGUUUAUCAAGAAUCCGUCCAUUCGCCCUACAACCCGAACAAGAGGAUGAAAUUGAGUCCGAGAACAGACAGUUUCGGGAGGACUGCCCCUAGUUAUCAACGAGCAGGAUCCUAUGGUCCGAAUGACACUGAAGAGGUUGGCCCGCGGGUCCAAUUCAACCCGAACACGCCUACUUUCUUCCCCUCCUAUCUUAGCAAUCCCUUGACUCCAGCAACUUCGUCGACCUCUCAGACACAAGACAACGAGGACAGACGGAUCUCUGUGAGCUCGCUGCUCUCUGAAGAUCCGGAGCCUGGGGAUCGCAGAGAUUCGAAGCAAUCUGAUCAGAACGGGACGGCCGAUGAACAGAUUCCUCGACGGGGCUCUUUACAUCAGCGGAUGAUAUCGUACUCAGAAACGGAAACUUACGGCCAAGACCGUGGUAAUGUCGAUCUCGAUAUUCCCCGGAACAACGAUACCAUGGCCAUCUCAGGCAUGUCACCAUCGGAACACAGCGACUUCGAGUCUUGGUUGAAUGACACAGAUCUGGGUGUCCCCGAGUUUGGCUUCGGGUUGGUCAGUCGAGAGACGGUGUUCGCAAGUGGAGGAUACUAUGCCUCCCCUGUGCCCAUCAAGAUCCCCCGAAAAUUGGAGCCAUUGCCUCGCACGCUGUCAGAGAACCCGAUGAACCUUUUAUAUUUCCAUCACUUCCUCAACCACACGGCCAAAAUCCUCGUACCCCACGAUUGUCCAGAAAACCCCUUCAAAACGAUACUACCAAAGAUGGCUGUUGAUAACCCGAAUCUGCUGAAUCUGCUGCUGGCGUACUCAGCUUGCCACCGAGCCCGGCUUUUAAAUCACCCCGAACCCGCGAAUCGCAUAGCGCUCUGGGUCAGGGAUGUCUUUCCUUCCCUACGGCAGACUCUGGAUAACGUGUCGGACACCGAGGUUUCGAACGCAAACUUGGCGACGGCCAUCAUGCUCGCCUCGUUAGAAAUCAUCUCACCUUCCAGUUUUGGUGUAUCGAUACCAUGGCAAAAUCAUCUCAGCAUUGCUAGGAGCAUUAUUCGUGCUCGCACAGGCCCGCAUUCCAUUUCGCGCAAAGACCCUGUCAUGUACUUCUUGACGCGGUGGCUGGCGUAUCUCGACGUGAUGGGCUCACUAUCCGGGAGGCGUAACGAGGAGCCGCUCUUUGCCGGCAACUAUUGGUCCAGUUCGCACGAGGACAGCACAUCAGCUAAAGAGCUGUCCUUGACCGACGAUGAUGGCGACGAUGAAGAUGACUAUACGAUUGACUGUCUUCUCGGGUUUACUACGCGAUGUGUGCAAAUCCUAGCUCAGGUGGCUGUUUUGGCGAGAGAAUGUGAAACCGCAGGCAGAAUUGACCCCGACACAGGACAGAUCAACGAAGACUGGAAGCCUUCGAUGGACAUACUCAACAGGGCGGAGAAAUUGCGUCACGAUCUUGAGCGAGCUCGCAACCAUGAACAGAUCCAGUGCGCGCAUCACAGUCCCCAGGUCACGAAAGCAUCUCUCUGCGGGACGCACGGCACGCGUCGUAAUUCCGCUUAUGCCGAGAUGUCGGAGAAGGAUGUCGAGGAAUCCCUGGCGACAAACUCAGCCUUUCAUUGGGCUGGGCUGGUCCACCUCUUGCGACGCAUCCAUAACCUUCCGCGCGGAGACCCGGAGGUACAGAUGGCAGUCCAUGAAAUUGUCAAGAUCCUGCAGCAACUUCGAAUUGGCGGAAGUGCCGAAGCAUGUUUGCUCUUUCCCAUGUUCACCGCUGGAGUCGAAGCGGACGAUGCCUUGGAUCGCGCAGAAGUGCUCAGUCGAAUCAAAGGAGCCGAAGGGCUUGGAAUGUGUCAAGUCAGCCGGGCCCGGCGGAUUAUGGAAGAAGUUUGGAGGAGCGGCUUCAGUUGGGAAUGUCUGGUCACGGGCGAGUUCUUUGGAUGA
Messenger RNA from Fonsecaea multimorphosa CBS 102226, 2613 nucleotides. RefSeq lists its product as uncharacterized. Gene Ontology annotation, biological process: positive regulation of transcription by RNA polymerase II. Gene Ontology annotation, cellular component: nucleus. The transcript has 4 exons. Gene Ontology annotation, molecular function: transcription cis-regulatory region binding; zinc ion binding; DNA-binding transcription factor activity, RNA polymerase II-specific. The record is from RefSeq and is a predicted model, not a curated record. NCBI's taxonomy places the organism in Eukaryota, Fungi, Ascomycota, Eurotiomycetes, Chaetothyriales, Herpotrichiellaceae. The coding region runs from base 1 to 2613 and encodes 870 amino acids.